UUUACUCGGAGGCUCGACUGGCUGGUCAGUGGCCCCUUUGACUACAAGUUCUGUAAGUUCUCAUGUCAACGUCUUUAUAUAAAAUGUGGCUGAUUGUUGUCGAGUAGGGAUCAGAAUCCCGUUCAAGCUUCAUUCAGUCCUUCCUGCAUCACACUCGUGACAUGUUGAAUCUCAGUCGAGUGCUUCUAAGUCGUGGUCGUGCCGUAGCGAUUCCGCUGCCCCAGGCCGCCGGCCUCACUUGGUUCCAACCACCAUUGGCUCCUACCUCCACGGAUCUGGGCAUCAGAUUUCGCCCCGCCUCCUCCGCCUCGCCCCAAGCUUCGGCUCCGCCCAGUCUCCGCCUCUCGGAUAGCUGUGUGCAACGACUCCAGCAACUCCGUCAAAACGAACCUGAGACCAUGCUGCGCAUCAUUGUGGAGGGCGGUGGCUGUUCCGGGUUUCAAUAUCGAUUCGAUCUAAGUGACCAUCCCGAGGUGACCGAAGAAGACCGGGUGAUUGAGCGCGAUGGAGCGGCUGUGGUGAUCGAUGAAACGUCGCUGGAGUUUCUGCAAGGAUCCACCAUCGAUUUCCAUCGAGAGCUCAUCCGAGCAGGUUUCCGAAUCAUCGAUAAUCCCAAAGCGGAGGGCGGAUGCUCGUGUGGCGUGUCUUUCUCCGUCAAACUGGACUAAUUUGACCCACCUUUGGCUAGCGAUAAACUUAGAAGAAUGUUAAGAAUAUAGAGACAGUCGCCAUGUUA
Messenger RNA from Tigriopus californicus, 736 nucleotides. RefSeq names its product iron-sulfur cluster assembly 2 homolog, mitochondrial-like. Gene Ontology annotation, cellular component: mitochondrion. Gene Ontology annotation, biological process: iron-sulfur cluster assembly. Bases 162 to 668 code for a protein of 168 amino acids. Gene Ontology annotation, molecular function: 4 iron, 4 sulfur cluster binding; iron ion binding; 2 iron, 2 sulfur cluster binding. The transcript has 2 exons. NCBI's taxonomy places the organism in Eukaryota, Metazoa, Arthropoda, Copepoda, Harpacticoida, Harpacticidae. The record is from RefSeq and is a predicted model, not a curated record.